Molecule: messenger RNA, 1785 nt
Organism: Microsporum canis CBS 113480
Lineage: Eukaryota; Fungi; Ascomycota; Eurotiomycetes; Onygenales; Arthrodermataceae
Exons: 5
Coding region: 1-1785 (594 amino acids)
Biological process (GO): DNA-templated transcription
Molecular function (GO): zinc ion binding; DNA binding
Source: RefSeq, a predicted model, not a curated record
AUGAAGAUAAGCGUGUACGAGAAACUCCUUACGAAACUCAUACCUAGCCAAAGUCCUGACGUACAGCAGGCAAUCAGAAACGCACUGCUCGAGAAUCCUACACUAGCUGAAGAAGAUUUCUCAAUGUCGGAUGAAAACUCACCGUCUGCCGAAGAGAUAAUCGAGGAUGAAAAUUCCGUUACAUUAGCAGUUGCCUCUCCACUACGAGCGUAUUCCGGACGCCGGAAACCAGUGGAGUGUGGAGCAUCACCCAAGCAAUUAGGGCACAUAAUGUCAAUGGCUCCAUACGACUUGUCCUGGAAGUUUGAAACUACAGCGAAGAUAGAUGAAGUUAAUGAAAAAUGCACAUAUUUCUCCGGCGAGGUUGAGCUCCCCCAACUGGAUAUGAUGUAUGAUGUGACCACACUACCACCCAAGGACGUUGCUGACCUGCUGGUGAAUGCAUAUUUCACCACGGUUCAUCCUCUUUUCCCUGUCCUCCCUAAGGUAAGAUUUUUAUCUCGAUAUAACUCCUAUUAUCAUAACGGAAAUGACCCUGUUGCCAUAUACCCUUGGCUCGCCCUCUUGAAUAUGGUGCUCGCUCUCGGAUCAUUGUGGGCUCGUUAUACACGGAUACCGACAGGUGAAGUAGAGGACCAUCGCCUAUACUGCGCUAGAUCACAGGCCCUGGCACAGGGAAUAGUCGACCCUCGCAGCUAUCCCGACACGCAUUCUUCGUUAGAGCCUAUACAACUCAUCGCAAUCAGGGGAGUAUACCAGCUUGCCACAUAUCAAAUUACAGGGGCAUGGAGAUCAGUUACCACAGCGCUGAAAUUCGCCUAUAACCGAGGUUUGAAUUCAGAAGCCAAGUCAUCUGAGUUUUCUGGUGAAACAAAACAGCUGGAGGCCCGGGUUUGGCACUCACUUCGAUCUCUAGAGCAGUUCCUCUGCGUACUUACGGGGUUUUCGUCCGAAUUACAGGGCCAGCUGAUUCACAUCAGGCAGCUCCAAACUAGCCCGCCUUCCUUUCUCAGAGGCCCUCCUCCACCAGCCGAUUACGAUAUUCUCGGUAGCCCUUCGGAUCUGGAAUUGUCUGCCGUGUACUCCUUCGAUGAGGAGUUCCCAUCAAGUAACUUCUCAGCAGGGAUUCGACUGGAUGAGAUUGUAGGCGAAGCAAUAGCUUCUCUGUACGGCAUGCAAUCCUUUGACAAUACCUGGGCCUAUACCCAGCGCCUGGUAGCCGACCUAGAUAACAAGCUUAACCAGUGGUAUGCAACCAUUGACCCUGGCUUUCCUUACUCCAUCCAAUCCAUCGAUAUCUGCUGCCCUCCCUCCACGAGCCUAACAUACCUGCACCUUCGCUACUUUAGCGCAAAGAUACUCAUCAACAAGCCUGCCCUCUGUGAUCCCGCUGAGUUAAUUCUAAACAUCCCAUACCAAUCCGAGACCUCCAGACAGAUGGAUUCUGAUGCAGCCACGCGCUGCGUCUCCGCUGCUAGACAGAUACUCCAGCUUCUGCCGCUGAAUAUGGAUAUAAUUGAAUUACAUGGAAAGACACCCUGGUGGUGCAUACUUCACUAUAUCGUUCAGGCCAGUUGCAUCUUGAUAAUGGAACUUUCCUUUGACGAGCUUCAUGUACCGUUGGAAAUUAAUGAUCUGAUCCAACAGUCGGAACUAGCUGUUCGCUGGCUGUCUACUCUCUCCGGUACCUGUGAGUCGGCAAAUAAGGCUUGUCUAUGUAUGAACAGCCUGCACCAUCUUGCGCUAUCAAAGCGCGAAAGAGCAUCCCAAGGACGUUGCGAGUAA